GUGAUUUACAUGCUUUCUACAAUGCGCAUGCGUAAAAGAUUAUAAACACUGACCGGAAUGGUUUGCUUCCGGAGGUCUUACGGUAAUUUUGCAAAAUAAAUUUGCAAGGAAAUCCCAGGUAGGGAGCUGUGUGUGAAGUCGAAGACUAAAACUCGUGCGAGAUUGUGAAGGGCCUGAACAUUGCAGGGCAGACUUGACACCAAUGAAGGGGCAACAGAAAAGCCCUGAUCCACAGGUGGAGGUGCCUAUCAUGGAGGAAGGAACUAUCACUACAGCCAUCGAUCCAUCUGCUAUUACGACGAUACAGUCAGCUGCCACGUUUUCUGCUGAACAGCCAAUAAAGUACGUUUUCAAAACGGAGGGAAAUACCGGGCAGGUGACAUAUCGAGUGAUCCAUGUUGCUGAAGGGCAGAUGGACACGCAGGCAGACGGAACUGCAGCUGUUAGCGUUGUGACUGGAUUCCCUGCAGCAACACAGGCCGGGAUACCCCCUGUAACACGGGCUGUAUACUCUCAAGAUGAUGGUCUGGAGACGGAGGCCAAUGAAGGGCACUACUACUAUCCAUCCACCAUCAGUGACACUGCCCCAGCUACCAUAGUAACCAACGUCCAUGCAGCUGAUUCGCUGCUCACACAGCCUGCUUCUGCAGGCCAACUCUAUGUGAUGAUGUCACCACAGGAAGUGUUAGGCACAGCCAAUCAGAGUAAGACAGAGAUGCCUUGCAGUUCAAGAGAUGACAAGAGGAGAGCACAACACAAUGAAGUUGAACGUAGACGCAGGGACAAAAUUAACAACUGGAUCGUCCAGCUUUCCAAAACAAUCCCUGACUGCACUGUGGACUCGGCCAAAACUAGCCAGAGUAAAGGUGGGAUCCUAUCAAAAGCCUGUGAUUACAUUCAGGAGUUGCGCCAAAGCAAUGCUAGGUUAUCGGAGGACCUGGAAACACUGGAGAGACUGAGGCUGGACAACCAGCUCCUCAGACAAGAGGUGGAAGAUUGGAAAUCUAAAAAUCAGAUGCUUAGAAGCCAGUUAAGACAUCAUGGUAUAGUUGCUGCAUCGAGCAUGGACCCUCAGUGAAGCCCUGCACUUCCAUGAUUGCGUUUAUUAAGCAGACCUGCACUCAGCAUUCUUUAAAGUUUGUCUGGCAGAAAGCUUUUGGACUUGAUUUUGAGUCUGAUUUGUCUAGUGGCUGAUAAUGUUAAGUAAGGCUAUGAAUUAAAGAGAAGAGAAUUGAUCUUAGCUAAGCUUGUAUAAGCUGUGUGUUUCCUGUGAACUCCUCAUAGUAAAUGAUUGAUGGAAGGAUAACACAUGGGUCGUGAUCUGAACUGCACUAAAAUGUGUUUUUCUUGGUAAGAUCAAUAGUGUAUAAAGAAUUUAUUUUUAUGUCUUACUGGAUAAUAGAGUAGUUUGGAUUUGGGAAGUAAAGCUCAUUUUUUGAUUCUGAAUCGAAAGCAAAGCAUUUAUGCUACUGAAGUAAUACAGCUUACACAAAUUUGGUAACAGGUUUUUAAAAGUACUGGGUAACAGGGUCAAAAUUCCUCCUUCUGAAAUAGUGUGUUUUGAAUAGAAUUCCUAGAGUUAGGAAAAUAUUCUCAAAAUGUUUUAUAGUUCUUUCAGCUGUACAAGUACGCUGUCAUAUGGGAUGGUUUACCAUCACUAUACUUCAGUUUAUCUUUGUAAUGUAUUUUGGUAAUAUACUGGAUAUUGCCAUAUAUUUAGUUAUCUUAGGAUUGUGACAAGAAAGAAUCCAGGGAUUUGUGUAUUUCAAACUCUGUGUCUCAAAACAUUUUCAAAAACAUACCAAUGUUAUUUGUACCAAAUUUCUUAGGUUUGUAUAAAAUCAAAGGAAAUGACAUGCCUACAAGUUUUGUAUUAAAAUACUAUUUAAUCUGUA
Tachysurus vachellii is the source of this 1895-nucleotide messenger RNA. RefSeq names its product upstream transcription factor 1, like (gene usf1l). Lineage: Eukaryota; Metazoa; Chordata; Actinopteri; Siluriformes; Bagridae. Gene Ontology annotation, molecular function: RNA polymerase II cis-regulatory region sequence-specific DNA binding; protein dimerization activity; DNA-binding transcription factor activity, RNA polymerase II-specific. Bases 203 to 1078 code for a protein of 291 amino acids. Gene Ontology annotation, biological process: regulation of transcription by RNA polymerase II. The transcript is spliced from 11 exons. The record is from RefSeq and is a predicted model, not a curated record.